UUCCAACAGCUUGUUCUUCCAAGCAUGAAACAUCACUCCGAAAUGAGUGAAAUAAAGCUUCUUGGGACAGCUGCAAGUCCAUUUGUGAAUCGAGUUCAGUUCGUCCUCAACCUUAAGUCCAUCGAAUACGAGUUUAUUGAUGAGAAUCUAACUUGCAAAAGUGAGCUCCUAUUGACAUCGAACCCAGUGCUUAAGAAAGUACCCGUUCUUUUGCAUGCAAACAAACCACCCAUUUGUGAGUCUCUUAUCAUAAUCGAGUAUCUAGAUGAAAUCGAACCCAAUAUCCACAAAAUUCUCCCAACAGACCCUUCAGAUCGAGCACAUAACCGGUUUUGGGCCCACUACAUUGAUAACAAGUUUACACCAUUGUAUCUUGAAUUGAGACAAGCACAAGGGAAAGAUGUAAAAGAAGCAGUAAAACAUAAGAUUAUCAAAGGAUCACAACUAUUGGAAGAAGCAUUUGUGAAAUUUAGCAAGGGCAAGGGUUAUUUUGGUGGGCAAGACAUAGGGUAUUUAGAUGUUGUUCUUGGAUCUUUUCUGGGUUUAACAAACAUUAUUGAGAAAGAUAAUGAAUUCAAGGUGUUUGAUGAAGUUAGAACUCCAAAACUUGCAGAAUGGGAAAAACGUAUAUGGUUACAUGAAGCCAUUAAGGGUGACAUCCCUGGGGAAGAAACACUCAUGAACCUGAUGCUUUUAAAAUGUAAAUCAUCAUGAGUUUCUUGAAAUUAACUAUUAUGUAAACUCUGUUCAAGGUUACCAUAUUUC
Messenger RNA from Lactuca sativa (garden lettuce), 765 nucleotides. RefSeq names its product glutathione S-transferase U17. Gene Ontology annotation, biological process: glutathione metabolic process. Gene Ontology annotation, cellular component: cytoplasm. Gene Ontology annotation, molecular function: glutathione transferase activity. The record is from RefSeq and is a predicted model, not a curated record. Lineage: Eukaryota; Viridiplantae; Streptophyta; Magnoliopsida; Asterales; Asteraceae.